GGUUCAGACAAUGCGUUUUACUCUUUCCUAUCCUUCUCUCUCAUGUCCGUUCGUUGACUCAACUGUUACUCUGCGUUGACUCACUCUCUAGGUCAACUCCGCUCCGAGUUGCCGUCGUCGCCCUCGCCAUGAGCAGCUGCUCCUCCGCCAGAGGGCCGGUGGCGCCCUCUGUUCCUCUGAUCGCCUUCCUCGAGCGCGUCCAAGAAGCCGCUCUCAGCAUCUUCGGCGCCUCGGGCUUCGACCCGAAGCGCUACGUCGACCUGUCCCUCAAAUCCGACCUCCCGGCCGCGGAGCGCGCCUUCGACGAGCUACGGGCCUCGGCCACCGCUCAGGACUGGGAGACUUUCAUACGGAGCUAUUUCGAGGACGCGGGCGGCGACCUGGAGCACUACGAACCCCCGGAUUACACGCCGGAGCCGGAGGGGUUCCUGCCGGCAGUUAAGAGCAGGGAGAUGAGGGAGUGGGCGCUGGAGGUGCACGCUCUCUGGAAGAGCCUGAGCAGGAAGAUAUCGGAUGGAGUCAGGACCCGCCCGGAUUCCCACACGUUGAUACCGGUCCCGAACCCUCUUGUGAUUCCGGGGUCGAGGUUCCGCGAAGCUUAUUACUGGGAUUCUUAUUGGGUGAUUAGGGGGCUGUUGGCGAGUAAAAUGUAUGAGACUGCGAAAGCUGUUGUGAAGAAUCUCAUAUAUUUGGCAAAUCGAUAUGGCUAUGUCCUAAAUGGUGCCAGGGCAUACUACACUAACAGGAGCCAGCCUCCUCUAUUGAGUGCAAUGGUACGCGAAAUUUACGAUGCAACUCACGAUUUGGAAUUGGUUAAAAUAUCGCUGCAAGCACUACUCAAUGAAUAUGAGUUUUGGAAUUCAGGUAUCAAGUACAGAAAUCCAUGCAACCUUGGGAAACACAAGGUGACCAUACAAGAUGCUGAAGGUCGUAUUCAUACUUUAAGUCGAUACUAUGCAAAAUGGGACAAACCUAGGCCCGAAUCAUCCACCACUGACAAGGAGUCCGCGUCCAAGCUCUCGAGCGCUUCCGAAAAGGCGAAUUUGUACUGGGAACUUGCUUCAGCUGCUGAAUCUGGAUGGGAUUUCAGUGCGAGAUGGAUGAGGGAUCCUCUAGAUUUCACGACAAUGGCAGCAACUUCAGUGCUACCUGUUGAUUUAAAUGCAUUCAUACUGGGGAUGGAACAUGAUAUAGCUUUUUUUGCUGAAGUUAUUGGAGAUAAAAGUACUUUUGAGCGCUUUGUCAUGGCUUCUGAAGCAAGAAAAGAAGCGAUAACCUCAAUAUUUUGGAAUGAACAGAAGGGACAAUGGCUUGACUACUGGCUUAAUUAUAGCAACUCAUGCUCGGAGCCUUACAUAUGGGACACAUUAAACCAGAACCAGAAUGUAUAUGCAUCAAACUUUGUUCCUUUGUGGAUUAACCCAUUCUACUCAGAUGCUUCAAUGGUACAUAAAGUCGUGAACAGUCUCAAGCAUUCAGGUUUACUUCAGGCAUCGGGGAUUGCAACUUCCUUGCAGAAUUCAGGGCAGCAGUGGGACUUCCCUAAUGGGUGGGCUCCACUCCAGCACAUGAUUGUCGAAGGCCUGGUGAAAUCCGGUUCAACAGAUGCUAGGCAAAUGGCUGAAGACAUUGCUGCGAGGUGGAUCAGGACAAACUAUGCAGCAUACAAGCAGACCGGAAAAAUGCACGAGAAAUACAAUGUCGUGAAUUGUGGAGAGUUCGGAGGCGGCGGUGAAUAUGUUCCUCAAACUGGUUUUGGCUGGUCGAAUGGAGUUGUAUUGGCUUUCUUGGAGGAGUUCGGGUGGCCUCAGGACAGGGAAAUAAUAGAUCGGGAGUGAUCAGUGAGCUUCGUUGGCCACUGCUGGAUGGAGUUUGAAUAUAUAUUCGUCUCAACUCUUCCAAGAAGCUCUGGAGUUAAUUAUCCGUGAGCUCCAACAUGUGUGAGCUCAAGGUUAUGAAUAAUGAAUAUCUUUCUCCAACCUAUACUCACUCAACAUCAUCAGAUUGCUCAGAUUCUGUACUAUUGAUGGCUAAAUAAUUGUAUAAGAUACUAUUGAUGAGGGAGGAGUGCGGCCAUUGUCGGCCUCGCAAGGUGAAGAUAUUCGAAGCCUCUUGGUCGUUGCAUCUGGCUUGGCAGCCUUCCGACCUCUGGAAAAGUUUCAUGACCUGGUGAUAUCCAUCAGUUUCUUGCCCGGUCUGUUCUAUUGCGUGUUCAUUGUAUUCUAUUGUAUCCUUAUUAAAAAUACAACUUCAUGUUCAUAUUGGCAUGAGCGUUGAAAAAGCUUCACGUAAAAAAAGAUCGACAACUUCCAGGAAAGUUUGCUUG
This is a messenger RNA of Punica granatum (pomegranate), 2326 nucleotides long. NCBI's taxonomy places the organism in Eukaryota, Viridiplantae, Streptophyta, Magnoliopsida, Myrtales, Lythraceae. The record is from RefSeq and is a predicted model, not a curated record.